GCUUCUGGCGCCAGUAAUUGUCACUUUUCCUUUGACCGUCGUGUGAAUUUGUGCGCAUAUUUCGCGGUGCUUAUUCGUGAAUAUAGUGAUGUUGCUUGUAAAAUAUGUCAAUUGAUUGUACACGAAAACAUCACGUCAUAUUUAAAUAAGUGUUAUAUAACAGUGAGUGCAUAUAUGAAAGAUGACUGAACCAAAACCAUCAGGAAUAAGACCACCAUCAAAAAUUGGUCGACCAUGUAGUAAUUUACCACCAAGACCAGCGGUUCCACCAUCACCUCCAAGACCAUCAAUGAACCAAAUGGAUCAUCUCUGGGAAACGCACGGCCGUCGAUUAAGCGAGGCUGGCCUGCGCAGAGGAUCAGAUAACAGCGUGGUCCUGACGGAGGACACGGACAGCUUCAUAAUAGGAGAUCGAGUAUGGGUCGGUGGCACGAAACCAGGCGCUAUUGCCUAUAUCGGCGAAACUAAAUUUGCCCCUGGAGAUUGGGCUGGCGUAGUGCUGGACGAACCCAUUGGCAAGAACGAUGGAUCUGUGGCUGGGUCUCGAUACUUCCAAUGCGAGCCAAAGCGAGGGAUCUUUUCUCGAUUGACCAGACUGACCAGAGAACCGUUAAUCGAUGUCACUGAAACGUCGCCAAUACAAAAGACACCUACGUCACCACCUGAGAGCCUCAGCAAAUCCAUGUCCCCGUCUCUGAACGCAUCAACGACGAGUAUAUCGUCCAUCGUGUCGCAGAAGGAUCUCAGGAUAGGUGACAGAGUAAUAGUAUCGUCCAGUCAAGGCAGCAAAACCGGUGUCCUGAGAUACGUCGGUACCACAGAAUUUGCACUCGGCGAAUGGUGCGGCGUGGAAUUGGAUGAGCCGAUUGGAAAGAACGACGGCUCCGUCAACGACAAGAGGUACUUCGAGUGUCGACCUAAAUACGGGCUGUUCGCACCCGCGCACAAGGUCAGCCGGUCGCCGUCCAGCAAAAGGUCAUCAUGCAUAGUGCACAAGCCAACCGGCGCCGCCCUGAACAUGUCCCUGAGGAAGACCGGUUCCAGAGAAUCAUUGGCCUCGGUGUCGAGCAUCAUCAGCACUACCCCGAGCACAGUGAGCAGGGCUAGUGUCAGCGCCACGAGGCGGCCUGGUUUGCGCACCUCGACACCUGCACGAAUCACCCUGCAGGAAACGUUAAAGGAGAAACAACAAGAAAUCGAGAUUCUGCGGAAAGAACGAGAUUUAGAACGUGAACGAAUUACAAAAGCCGCAAAUCAAGCAGAUCAAGCAGAACAGUCGCUUAUUUCAAUAACAAAAGAAUAUGAGCAGUAUCGAGAGAAAAUGCAGAAAACUGUUACUGAGGUGGAGGUUGCGUUUUCAAAAUUACUCGAGGAGAAAAAUGCACUUGCUCUGCAACUGGAGGAAGAGAAAAGGAAGUGCGAAGAUCUUCUGUUUCGUUUUGAAGAAGAGUCGGUUAACAAGGAUGAUAUUCAGAAAGAGAGAAGUGAGCAAUGUGUGAUAAAUACUGUAAAUGAAACUAAGAUCAAAGAUCUCGAGAAGCAAUUGCUGGAAGAAAGAGAACGUGUUGCUCAACUUGAACAUGAUAGCAUCAAAUUAUUCGAAACGGAAGAGGAAUUGGCACGUAUUCGCAAUGAAGCUUCUAAUGCUGCUACUCAAGAAAAACAUCAACUGGAAGACUUACAGAAUCGCAAUAAAAUUUUAGAAGAAAGUAGAAAUAAUCUUGAGAAUGAGGUGCAAGAGAAAAGAAUACUUAUGGAGCAAUACAUAACUCGAAUAGAAGAAUUGGAAUCAAAAUUGAAUGAAAAUCAGCAUGAAACUGCAGCUCAUAAAGAAUCAGAAACUAGUUUACGAACAGAAAUAGAACGUGCAACGAAAGAUUUGCAAAAAAAGAAUACGUUGAUAGAAGAUAUGAAAAAGGAAUUCGAACAGAGUACAAAUACUUUGAAAGAACAAUUACAAAAAGCUACAGAAACGAUAGAAAAUAUUAAAAAGGAAAGUACGAGCGAAAAGGAAUUGUUGAUGUCUAAGUAUGAAAAGAUAGUUGAAGAGAAAGAAAGUCUUCUGAAAGCAAAAACGCAAGAAUUAGAGCUACAAUCAAAGAAGCAAUUUGAAGUACAAAAUGUUGCGUUGGAGAAUCUUAAGACUGAGAAUAUGAAACAAAUUAAUAAACUUUCAGAGUCUUUCAAUGAACAAUUGAACAUGAAAGAUUCGAAAAUUAAAGAAGUUUCUAAUCAACUCGAUCAGAAAAUAUCUGAGACUGAAAAACUGAUGGCUGAAUUAUCUACGCAAAUAAACAUAAGUAAGAAGAAAGAUGAAGAAUUAUCCGCCGCCUUAAAACAACUCGAAGAGUUAAAUGAAAAGCUCAAAUUAAUGGAAGAAAGGAAUAGUUUGCUUUCUAAGCAAAUUCAGGAAUAUCAAACAGUGGCUGAAGAUAAUUUUAAAGUAGUUCAGGAAAAGCAGAAAUUGGAGCAUGAUAUCGCUUCUUUAAUUGCUACCGAGGCUAAUUCUUCAGCACAACUGAAAAAAUUAAGCGAAGAAUUAAAAGUAAAAGAAAAGGAAUUAUCAGAACUUCGUUCAACAACUGCAGCUGAAAUAGAAGAAUUAACUAAACGUUAUCAGGAUCAAAUUGAAGAGAAAGCAAAAUGUAUAGAAGAAGCAAAUGCUUAUAUAUCUCAAAAAUCUCUAUUACUCGAUAAAUUAGAAAAUGAUGUCCGAGAAUUGAAAUCGAUUCUUGCCAAUAAAGAUGAAGAAAUAAAAAAUCUCACACAAAAGACUUUAGAAUUGCAAAACGCACUAACUUUGUCAGAACAAGCUAAAACGAAUCUGGAGACUGAAUUCUGUGGACUUCAAAGUAAUAUAGAACAAUUAAACCAACAAAUUGCUGGUACAGAAAAUAAAUUAUCUCAAGUCACUUCCCAAAAGGAAAAAUUGGAAGCUGAUAUUACAAAUUUAAUAAGCACUUCUACUAAUUCAUCGGAGCAACUUAUGAAAUACAAUGAGGAUUUACGAGCGAAAGAAAAAGAACUUGCUGAAUUUAAAGAUAAAAUAUUCAAAAAUGAAACUAUCCUCAAAUUAUUAGAAUCAAAGUUGACUAACACAGAGGCAGAAUUAAAUAAAGCUAAUACACAAAUUCAAGAGCAACAUACAGAAUUAGAAAACAGAAAAUCUGAAUUAGAAAAGGAGAAGAAAUUAAACACGGAGUUAUCUGGUAAAAUAAAAGGAUUUGAAACAGAAAAUAUAGAACUUCAAAAACAAAUAAAAGAAAAUGAUCAUAUUAAAGAAGAACUUAAAGAAAAAACCCAGGAAUCAUUGAAUCUUUCAAGUGAAUUAAACAAUACUAAAGAAGAAAUCCUUAAUCUACAAUAUCAAUGUGAAGCUUUAAAAAAUUCACAUAAAGAAGAAAUAUCUUCUGUUGAGAAAAUGAUAAAUAAUUUAAAAACAGAACUAACUACUUCUCAAGAGGAAACAAAGGCUUUGCAAAAGAUAAAAUCCAAGUUAGAAGCAGAUCAAAGUGCUAAUCGUUGGUCAAUUGAAGAAUUGACAGAAAAGCUCGAAGCUGAAGCAACAAUUCGUACGAAAUUAGAGUCAUUAAUAACAGAAAAAAAUUCCAGUCUGAAAAAAUUACAAGAGAAAUAUGAAGACUUACAAAGAACGAACGAAACUUUGAUAACUAAUAAAGAAGCUACUGACAAGAAUCUUACAACAUCAUUAGAUAGUAUGUCCAAUGAAGUACAAGAAUUAAAAGAUAAAUUAGAUGUUACCAUGAAAACGAUUAAAAUCAAAGAAGAUGCUCUUACCCAAAUGAAAAAAGAAGCUAAAGAAACUGAAGCACAAAUUUUAAAACUCAAUAACACUGUUUCUUCUAUGCAAAAAGAACAAACAGAUAAAGUGAUCGAAAUGAAGAAAUUACAAGAGAUAUUAUCAGAAAAAGAAAAAGAAAUAUCUAACAAUACGAAAACAAAAAUUUCUUUAGAAAAUAAUCUCAAAUCUCUAGAAUUAAAAUUAGAGGAAAAUGUGAAAACUUUAGAAUCACAGUUAAAGACUGUACAAAAUGAAUUGGAUGUAAAAAAUGGUAUACUUCGAGAAUCAGAACAUAUUAUAAAAGAAUUAAAAAGCUCCAAAGAAGAAUCUGUAAUGAAAUUACAAAGUACUUUAGAAUGUGAAAUGAAAGCUAAGCAAACUGAACUUGAAUCUGCAAUGCAGAAAAAUACUGAAUUACAAAAACAGCAACAAUUACUUCAAGAUACUAUAGAGAAACAAAUUAAUGAUUUUAAUAAUAAAGAAAUAACGAUCAAUAAAUUAACAGCACAACUUAAAGCUUUAGAAGAUGCACAAAUGGAAAAAUUAAAUAAUGAACAGAUGCAAAAUAAGGAAGUCAAACUCAUUCAAAGUAAACUAAAUGAAGUGAUUAAAGAAAACAGAAAUUUACUUGAGAGUAAGGAAUCUUUUGAAAGAUUGCUCGCAGAACAAGAACAGAAAUCUGAAAUGUUGACAAAUACCAUAAAAAUGAAAGAAAAAGAAACUGAAAAAAAUAUUCAAAAUUUGAUAGAAAAAUUGAACAUUAUGUCCACGGAAUCCGCACAAUUAAAAGAAGCACAAAAUAAUUUGGAAAGAGAAAAUAAACAAAUUACUGCUAAAUUGGCGGAAGCAACAAAUCAAUUGAAACUAACUCGUGAAAACAUAAAGAAUAAUUACGACACAGUUGGAGAUGAUAUAAAACAUAUAGUUGAUAAAGAUAUUGACAUAUUAAAAUUAAAAGAGGAACAUGAAACAGCGAAGAGUCAAAUAGAUUUCUUAAACUCUGUAAUAGUGGACAUGCAACGUAAAAAUGAAGCUUUAUUAUGCAAAGUUGAAGUUCUUGAAAUGGGAGUGCCCGCCAACGAAGCUGAUGACUACACAAAAACCACAUUAGAAAAACGAAUGGCUGCGCCACGUAUGUUCUGUGAUAUUUGUGAUCAAUUCGAUUUGCACGAAACCGAGGAUUGUCCACGACAAGCUCAAGAUUUUCUAGAUACAGAAAAGGUUGUAAAACCUCCGAAAAAAACGCCAGUGGAAAGACCAUACUGCGAAAACUGUGAAAUGUUCGGACACGAUACUCGUGAUUGCGAUGAUGCUGAAACCUUUUAAUGGCGUGUUGUCAUUUGUUGACCUAUUGCUUCUCAAAGAUACAAAAGAAAAGACCUGUUAAGAUUUUUGCAGAGUAUAUUUUUAUAUGAAAGAAUUUAAAUGCUACAGUUAUGUGCAUGUCUUCCUGCAUAGGGAUAUGCGUGUCCAUCCAAAAUACAUCGAUAAUUCGAUGAUAAAUUUGUGCUCCUUGUGUUAAAUUCAUGAUUUUAAAGUUUAUAUAUGUUCAUCAAAAUGUUUUUGUGUGUAUAUCUGUUGUGCUUCCACAUCAUUGUUAAAGGUCAUAUAUCAAUUCUAUUACAAAAGUUAUGACUUAAGUUGUAGUACAUUGCUAAAUUAUAUUGUAGAAUGGGAGCUUAUUCUAUUUGCAUAAUGAACAGUUUAACGCGUACGAGACUUUGAAUGAAGUCAAAUGUAAUUAUGUACAUACUAGUUAUUUAUGUCAACUUCUAAAUGUAUUUAAUAAUUUAUUUAGUGUUUAAAAAUGUCAUACAUUUAAUAAUAGUUCCUUUAAUGAAUGAAUUCAAUGAAUGAGCCAUUAGGAUUAGUCCAAAGGAUUUCUUACACAAUUUCUCAAAACUUAUAUUGACAUGAUUGGUAGUACACUUUUUCUGAAAAAAUAUUCAUAUUUUCUGCAUAAUGAAAGUAAGUAUUUAUUGUUUUGCGUGUAUGUUUUGUUUUUGCUAUCAACCUUUGUACAAAAUUUGUUUCAGGAGAAUUGUACUACUAUAACUUACCUUCAUCUUGCCUUUUAACUGUAUGCUAUAAUACAGGGUUGAUAUCUUGUCUCGAAUUUGAAUCUUGUCUCAACUGUAUAUUUAAUAAAUUAGAACUAAGCUUUGUAGUUAAAAAUGAAUAAAAUUGUAAGAGACUGAUUUUAGUA
Molecule: messenger RNA, 6008 nt
Organism: Frieseomelitta varia
Lineage: Eukaryota; Metazoa; Arthropoda; Insecta; Hymenoptera; Apidae
Gene: CLIP-190
Product: CAP-Gly domain-containing linker protein 1-like
Exons: 22
Coding region: 182-5128 (1648 amino acids)
Biological process (GO): cytoplasmic microtubule organization
Cellular component (GO): cytoplasm; nucleus; microtubule plus-end
Molecular function (GO): microtubule plus-end binding
Source: RefSeq, a predicted model, not a curated record